CUUCCAACCGCCAUUUAUAGCGUAUGUACUUGUUAGGAGGGGAAAUAUAUUCUUUCUGGGAAUUACGAAUUGUAAAGUGUCUUGGUCUUGCAGUAAAAAAAUUCUUUGCACCUGAUUUAUUUAUGGAACUUAAUAUGUAAACUUUAUAGAAUGAUUCUUUCUGUACUUUACAGUUCCACGACAAUGAUUUGAUUCUGUGGCUAAUUAAUAGGUGAAAAACAUGGUCGACAAAUACGGCGAUAAUUAGUAAUGAGUUGUGGGAAAAUUUGUCCCCUCAUUACUCUUCGAAGUUGUAAGUGUGGCAUGUCAAAUGAGAUUAUCAGACUAUUAAUACAAAGGCACGUGUAAAAGCGCUGGAAAAAGAAGUACCAGUCACAAAAACAUUGAUCAAUAGCCGACAGUCGAUCAGGCUCCAUGAAAUCUGCAGAAAUUGAGGUGGCAUUGAAAGAAGCAGUGAGACCGUCAUUAAAAACAAAUUUAAGCGAACCGUUGGAUUAAAAAAAACAUAUGCUACAGUUCAGUCACCUUAAAAAUGCACGGCUCCAAGCGGUCUGUGCCAUCGAAGUCAGACAUUCAGGAGUUGCAUGCUGAUGUUUCCUUUCCUCAUUCAGGAGCAGGAGUUUCGUUGCCUAAUUCCGGGAGUAAAGACAUUCAGGAGGAAAAAACUGAGAGUGAAUACGGAUCGUAUGGCAAUCAUUAUGAAGAAAUAACUGAAGAACACUUGAAGCAAAUAGCAUUGGAACUUGGCCUUAUUAAAUUGUACUGGCCACAAGAGCUAAUUCCAGAUGUAGACCAGCGAAAGCACUAUCCACCCUCUUAUACCCAGAACAGUAAUAAGGAGAAGCUGUUGCUAUGGUAUAGUGAAAACUUCCGAAGACAGUAUCAUUUUGUAUACAAAGCUCGGAAACCUCUCUUUCUGGCUGCCAAAAAUGAAUGUGGCCUCCAGAAAAUGGUAUGCACCACAGUGCGUCCAACCACAAUACGGCUUCCAGAGUUCAGAACAUGGGAGGGCUGUGCCAAUUUUGUAGCUGAUCAUCUCAAUUAUAAGCCACUUGAGAAACCUCAACUGCUGCCAGGCCGAUUGUUCUCUCCAACUGCAGUGAUGGAAAGGCAGAAGGGAAAUAUUUUUGAGUACAGCACACUCCUCUGCUCCUUCCUCAUCGGGUCUGGUUAUGACGCAUAUGUCGUGUCAGGUUGUGCCACCAGAGAAUUCUGUGUUUUUGACCAGACCAGAGUUGUAUGCCCAUGUCUUCCGGAGUUCACAAAGGCAGAGAAGAGGAAUGUAGAUAAGGACGUGCCUAAAUAUGCAAUAAAACCUCCUGCUAAUCUCUACAGCGAGUUCCUACUUGAAAUGGAGGCGAAGAAAGUACGCAAGAAAGAAGAGGAAGAGAAGAAACGUGAGGAAGCAAUGAGACUGGUAAUUGAAGAAUUUGAAAAGCCUCCCCCAGAUGAAAUCUCUGGCACCCGAGUACACAGCUGGGUAGUUGUGUUACCCACUUGCAUAAAUGUUCAGGAGCCAUUCUUCAUCGAUCCCUUGACUGGCAAUAAGUGUGAUUUAAGUAAUCCCAACUUUCUGCGUCUGGAGAGUAUAUGGAACCACACUAACUACUGGGUGAACCUCCAGAGUUGCAGUGAACGAUGCAAGAACCUGAAGUUCCAGCUAACUGAUUUGAAAUGCUGGGAGCAUCUCUUACCAGGUGAACCUUGGCAUUUUUGGAAAUCAGGUCAUGAUGAAGGGAAUGUUACUGCUGACACUAUUUUGGAAGAAAAACAUCUUGAUAUGCCUGCCUCAUGGGUGGAUAGGCUGGAAAUUUCCAAUGCUGUGUAUGAGAAGAGAUUUCCUAAUGGGCACAAGACAGUUCUGUAUAAGAAAUGCAAACUGGAGAAGUUUGCACCCUAUGUACAGGAGGAUGGCUUGGUGACUCGAAUUACUACUUACACAGAUUAUGACUGGACUGUGCCAGAAUUGGUGUAUGAAUAUUAUAGCAAUCGUGUGGACUGCCUUCUACAAGUCAGGAGUAAUAUGCUCAAUAGAUCAAUUGUUGAGGUCUUCAGACGAGGGAGAGCCGAUUGCCUCAGAGAACAUUCCUUCUUUCUGGGAAGAACUGGAGUUGAAGAUAAGCGAACCAUGGUGUUCUACCACAUGGCUCGUCACGACGGUUUGGAAAAAUUGGAGAUGGAUCCGCUCUAUCUUAUACAGCAUUUUCAUGAUCGUCUUGACCUGUUAUAUUAUCGUAAGGUGGACUAUCAACCAGGAGGUCAGGGCCAAGUGGGAGGCUCAAAGAGAAAUGUGCUGAAACUUGUUGAAGAGUUCUGUCGAAAUCCCAAGAAGGAUGCUAACAGUGAUAUUGCACGCCGGACUUUUGCUGUGGCAGAUAACCAGAUCUUACUGAAGUUCCAUUGUGCACCUGGCAAAAUUACUGCAGCUACUCGUGAGUUCAUCAAGCCACCUCUGACAGAAAUGGCUGAAAAGCUUACUUUUAAUCCUGACCUCACAGCAGGAUAUCAGACAAAUCCCACAGACCAUCCUCCAAAGAAUCUCUAUUUAUUCUGUAUGCUGAGAGAGCAGCUGAAGGCUGAAGAAGAUUCUCUUCUUUCUGCAAGACAAAUGGAAGAAGAAGUUAGUACCAUACUUAAACAGCGUUCCAUUGAACUGUGUGAACCACAGUUGGAGGUCUCCAUCUUCAACAUGGAGAGGAAUCAGUUGGCAAAAGAGGGCAUGGAAGCAAGAGACAAGCAAAUACGUGCUCAAGCUGCAAGAGAACUCGAAACAGAUGUUGAUUUUUUAGCUCCUUAUUUUGCCCGUAUUGGUAAUCCAGAAAAAAUAUCUGAACAACAAGCUUUGCAGAUCAGGGAGGACUGCAUUGCUGACUUCAAACAGCUGUUUGUGGACAGGAUCAAUAAAAUUCAGGACUAUUUUGAGGAGGUUGGUGGAGAGAUUCAAGCAAAGAAUAAGUGGUAUGAAGAAGAACGAGACAAUCUUACAAAAGCAGAAGAAGAUGCAUAUCUGAAAGCCAAUGCAGAAAAAUCUUUCCUGCUGCAUGUUCUGGAAGUUCGGUUAGCUCGUUUACGUCAUCUUGCAACUGCUCGGUAUCAGACAAUUGAAGCACUUUUCCGUGCAGACAAGCGCCUGAGUGUCCUCUAUGGCUAGCAUCCAUUUACACAACAAAUUAUAUGUUACCCCAUAGGCUUACAUAAUUAAUUUUAAAUUGAAUUUACUUCAUACUGUGAGCAGAUUGCUUAGUUCACAUAUGAAGUGAGUACUUGUCUAUUUUAUUUGCUUUAAUGAACAUGCCUUUAGCCUUCAUGAUUGCAGCCCUUCCUCUGGUUUCCAGCUGUGUGUGGCAGAGUUAAUGUGUGAAUUGUAUUCAUAGUGUUGGAAGUACAGUUACUUUCCAGCUUUUGAUUGUGUGAUAUCUGCUAAGGCUGUAGUGGGCAGUGGGCAUGCCCCUCAGGAUAAUACAGACUGGCCUAAUGCAACAUCUGAAGGAGAAGCAACAGGGAAAAAUUCAGGUCUGUCAGAUGUGGGAGAUUCUUUAUAAAAUGUGUAAAGAAGUGUAUCCUGGUCUACAGGAAG
Molecule: messenger RNA, 3577 nt
Organism: Cryptotermes secundus
Lineage: Eukaryota; Metazoa; Arthropoda; Insecta; Blattodea; Kalotermitidae
Gene: lobo
Product: dynein regulatory complex subunit 7
Exons: 15
Coding region: 533-3151 (872 amino acids)
Biological process (GO): flagellated sperm motility
Cellular component (GO): motile cilium
Source: RefSeq, a predicted model, not a curated record